AACGAUUCUCUGAGCUGGAGCAGAGAGAACCACUGGGAUCUGGGCUGGCACAUCAAGGCCUUGGGGACAGGACGUCGGGAGAGCCCCACAAACAACCGACCACAAAAUCAUCUCGGUCAUGUGAGUCACUGACAGGAGUGUCGCUGGUCAUUCCUGGAAUUGGCAAGGCUCACUUGACGAUUAUGAGAAACGUCAGCCCGGCUGAUGGAACUCUCCGCCACUGGAGAUUCAGCAGGACUUGCCUUCUGUGCCAACGUUUAAAUUCCUCCUAUUCCGUCAGGGGGUGCUUGCCAGCCCUAUCAGCAGAUGGAUGCAGAAGGUCAGCAGAAGAGGAAGGAUGGAAGGGAGGAGGAGGAAGAGCGGAUUCUGAUGCUGGAGCAGAGUUGGAAACCUUGGCCAAAAACACGGAGGAAGAUCAGAGGCUGCCUGGAGUUCGUCAAGCGGCAACUUUUCCGCGUGGGGGACGACUGGUACUUCCUCUUCGCCCUGGGGGUCAUCAUGGCCCUGGUCAGCUUCGCCAUGGACUUCACCGUCUCCAGGAUGGCCAACGCCCACAUGUGGCUUUACCAAGAGAUUGGGGACUACCCGGUGCUGAAGUACCUCUCCUGGACCAUGUACCCCGUUGCGCUGUCCGCUUUCUCGACUGGCUUCGCGCAGAGCAUCACGCCACACUCUGCAGGUUCCGGCAUUCCUGAGCUCAAGAUCAUCCUGACGGGGGUCAUUCUGGAAGAAUACCUGGCCAUCGAGAACUUUAGCGCCAAAGUCGUGGGCCUGACCUGCACCCUGGCAUGCGGGAGCACCAUCUUCCUUGGGAAAGUCGGGCCUUUCGUUCACCUUUCCAGCAUGAUCGCUGCCUACUUAGGGAAGAUUCGGACCAGUGUCUCUGGGGAAUAUGAGAAUAAGAGCAAACAGAACGAGAUGCUGGUGGCCGGAGCGGCUGUUGGAGUGGCCACUGUCUUCGGGGCUCCCAUCAGCGGGGUCCUCUUCAGCAUCGAGGUCGUGUCCUCCCAUUUCGCCGUCCGGGACUACUGGAGGGGAUUCUUCUCAGCCACCUGCGGGGCCUUCAUGUUUCGCCUCCUGGCCGUCUUCAACAGCGAACAAGAGACCAUCAUGGCUCUUUUCAAGACCAGCUUUAAGAUUGACUUCCCCUUUGACCUGCCAGAGACAUUCUUCUUCAUGUUCCUCGGCGCAGUCUGUGGAGUGGUGAGCUGCGCUUACCUCUUCUGCCAGCGCUGGUUCCUGGGCUACGUCCGGAGGAACUGCUUCACGGCCAAGCUGCUUGCAGAGGAGAAACCUCUUUACUCGGUGCUGGUUGCCCUCCUGCUCUCCUCCAUCACCUUCCCAUCGGGCCUGGGGCAGUUCAUGGCCUCCAGGCUGAGCAUGAAGGAACUCCUCACCUCCCUCCUUGACAACCACACCUGGAGCGCCCUUUCCCAAAACGCAUCGCUGGCCAGGCCCCUUCAAGUCGACACCCACAACCUGUGGCUCGAGUGGUGGGAUCCCAACAUCACCAUCUUUGGCACGCUGACCAUCUUCCUGUUCAUGAAGUUCUGGAUGCUGAUCCUGGCCACCACCAUGCCGAUGCCCGCUGGGUACUUCAUGCCCGUCUUUGUUUAUGGAGCUGCGCUCGGGCGCCUGGUGGGGGAAACCGCCGCCUUCCUCUUCCCCCAGGGCAUUUCAUCGGAGGGGGGCUCCAGCCUCAUCACUCCUGGAAGCUACGCACUGGCAGGAGCUGCAGCCUUCUCCGGCUCCGUCACCCACACCCUCUCCACGGCCCUGCUGGCCUUCGAGAUGACGGGGCAGAUCGCCCACAUCCUGCCCGUCAUCCUCGCCGUGCUCAUUGCCAACGCCAUUGCCCAGAAGUUCCAGCCCUCCUUCUACGACGGCACCAUCAUCGUCAAGAAGCUGCCCUACCUGCCACGUAUCAGGAGCAGGCACAUUGGCUCCUACAAGGUCACCACAGAGGAGUUCAUGAACACCAAAUUCGUCUACCUGCCCAGGGAUGCCACUUUCCAGGAAAUCCUCAGCACAGUCACCUCGACAGACGACUCCGAGUACCCAGUGGUGGACAAUGCUGAGACAGCCAUGUUGCUGGGGAUGAUCCAGAGAUCUGAGCUGAUCAAGUUCCUCCAGACCCAGGAUGAUGCCAGCUUGCCCCACAAGGCACAGGGGGAAGAGCCUCCAUCUGCCCAGACCUUGGAAGGAUCCUGCGCCAUCAGCCCUGUGACCCUACAGCUUUCCCCAUGGAUGUCCCUACACCAGGUGCACAACCUUUUUGAGCUUCUGAACCUUCAGAGAGCCUUUGUCACGCAACUGGGGAAGGUGGUUGGCGUUGUCUCCAGGAACGAGGUGAGGAAAGCCAUCGAAGACCUGGCAAAUCCCAAAGCAGCAAAAUGAGGAGAGACCACAGAGGACCAGACGGGAUUCGAAACCGCGAUGGAAGGAGAUUGAAUGUUACCUGGUGUCAAGAGCAAAUUAAAGAUGUAUUUUCACACCUUUGGUGGCAAAUGGGGAUGGACGGGGAGGUCCAGGAUGGAAGCAUAAGCUCUUGGCACGUCUUGAAACCUUUAACAACUGAAACCUUUAAACAACUGAAAAAUAUAAAACCCUAUUAUUAUUAU
This is a messenger RNA of Podarcis muralis (Common wall lizard), 2621 nucleotides long. RefSeq names its product chloride voltage-gated channel Kb (gene CLCNKB). NCBI's taxonomy places the organism in Eukaryota, Metazoa, Chordata, Lepidosauria, Squamata, Lacertidae. The record is from RefSeq and is a predicted model, not a curated record. Gene Ontology annotation, cellular component: plasma membrane. Gene Ontology annotation, molecular function: voltage-gated chloride channel activity. Gene Ontology annotation, biological process: chloride transport; transmembrane transport.